Ipomoea triloba (trilobed morning glory) is the source of this 1617-nucleotide messenger RNA. Its product is annotated as beta-glucosidase 44-like. The record is from RefSeq and is a predicted model, not a curated record. The transcript is spliced from 11 exons. Gene Ontology annotation, biological process: carbohydrate metabolic process. Gene Ontology annotation, molecular function: beta-glucosidase activity. Bases 1 to 1509 code for a protein of 502 amino acids. NCBI's taxonomy places the organism in Eukaryota, Viridiplantae, Streptophyta, Magnoliopsida, Solanales, Convolvulaceae.
AUGGGUAGAAGAGCAGCAUUGUUGCUACUCCUGUUGGUGCUGACCACUGUAAGUAUAGUUCAAUGCGAGAGGGUGAGAUUCAACACCGAAGGGCUGAGCAGAGAAAGCUUUCCGGCGGGAUUCGUUUUCGGCACGGCCAGCUCGGCUUACCAAGUCGAAGGUGCCACCGACGUUCAUAAGUAUGGUCGUGGACCUAGUAUUUGGGACACCUUCCUUAAAACUCCUGGACUUGAGCCGAAUAAUGCUACGGGAGAAGUGUCUGUGGACCAGUACCAUCGAUACAAAAAAGAUAUUGAUCUGAUGGUGAAGCUGAAUUUUGAUGCCUACCGUUUCUCAAUCUCAUGGACCAGGAUAUUUCCAAAUGGAACUGGCAAGGUAAAUUGGAAGGGAGUUGCCUACUAUAACAGGCUGAUCAAUUACAUGCUGGAAAAAGGCAUCACUCCAUACGCUAAUCUUAACCAUUAUGAUCUUCCCCAAGCACUUCAAGAUAGGUAUGGAGGAUGGUUAGGCCGGCAAGUGGUGGUGGAUUAUGGUGAUUAUGCAGAGUUUUGUUUCAAGACAUUUGGAGAUAGAGUGAAGAACUGGUUUUCUUUCAAUGAACCUCGGGUGGUAGCAGCUCUGGGGUAUGACACUGGAUUUUUUGCCCCGGGGAGGUGCUCCAACUGCACACAGGGGAACUCUGCAACAGAGCCUUACGUUGUUGCCCACAAUCUGAUUUUGUGCCAUGCUAUAGCAGCUCAGAGAUACCGUGCUAAAUAUCAGGCAAAACAAAAAGGAAGAUUUGGGAUUCUCUUGGAUUUUGUAUGGUAUGAGCCUCUGACCCGAUCCAAGGCGGAUAAUUAUGCAGCUCAGAGAGCCAAGGAUUUUCAUAUAGGAUGGUUUCUACAUCCUAUUGUGUAUGGAGAAUACCCAAAAACAAUGAAGAAUAUAGUUGGGGACAGGCUUCCCAAAUUUACACCUGACGAGGUUAAGAUGGUGAAGGGAUCAAUUGAUUAUGUUGGUAUAAACCAGUAUACUACUUACUAUGUCUACGAUGCCUAUCCAAAGACACCAUGUAUCCUCAGCUACCAAAAUGAUUGGAAUGUUGGAUUUGCUUAUGCACGCAAUGGAGUGCCAAUCGGUCCAAGGGCCAAUUCAGAAUGGUUGUACAUGGUGCCAUGGGGAUUGUACAAAGCUGUGACAUAUGUAAAGGAGCGGUACGGCAAUCCUCUCAUGUUUCUGUCUGAAAAUGGGAUGGAUUAUAUGGGCAAUCUCACAUUAGCUGAAUCUUUGAACGACACAAAAAGGAUUAAUUACUAUAAAAGCUAUAUGGCUGAGCUGAAGAGGGUGGUGGAUGAAGGAGCCAACUUAUUUGGGUACUUUGCAUGGUCAUUGCUAGACAACUUUGAAUGGAGAAUAGGAUACACUUCCAGGUUUGGAAUUGUGUAUGUUGAUUUCGACACCCUGAAGAGGUAUCCUAAGAUGUCCGCUUAUUGGUUCAAGAAUUUCCUUCUUCGAAACAAUCAUUAAGUUUCACCCUCUACUUGGGUUUUGUAGUACUCUUUUGUUGAAUGUGAAAUUAAUUAAUACAAGAUAGACCCAACACUUUGUGGUUGUGGUUUGAUAAAACUUCCUUUA